AGUCUUCUGAUCUAAUGAUGAGGAUGUGGCAUCCAUUAAUGGCUUGUAUAAAAUUAGGAAAUAACAUGUCUUUUUAAAUUCAUUUACCACUUAUUGCAUGCUGAGGAACACCAACGUACUAGUCCAUUGAGACAUUUAUUAUAGGUUCACUGACAUGUACAUAUCCACGUACAAUGCAGGUCCGUAUCUGCGAUAUCUGGAGAGGGCAUAUGACAAAGGUAGACGACUGCUGAAAGAUCUUGGCUUCCUGGUUUUGAUAGGAAAUCCUGGAUCAGGAAAGACAACUCUUGGUCUGAGACUAAUGUCAUAUUUUAAAAAUGAAAAAAAAAGACAGCCAUUAUACCUGACAAACUAUUCCAAUUUUGAAGACAUUCCUUUGUCAGGUCGUUUUGUUGUGAUGGUUGAUGACAUAUAUGGAAAAUCAAAUCUUGUAACUGAAUUACAAAACAUGUGGCAAAGCAAAUUUGAGACAAUGUAUUCAAAUGUUCAGUCUGGCAAGAUGAAAUUUAUAAUUACAUUUAAAACCAAACUAUUUAAUGAAUGUGCUAAAAGCCUAAAGGAAUUUCCUCUGUUUAGUGAGACUUGGCCAAUUGAUCUGCAUGGCUCAGAUUAUUGUUUAAUCGAAGAGGAAAAAAGAAAGAUGCUUAACAAAUACCUGGAGCAGAUUGAGGAUAAAGAUAAUGAAAUGUGUUGCUUAACAUACGAUGAUAAAAGUACGGUUAUAUCACAAACAUUUACUGAAUUAGGCUUUCCUCAGUGUUGUAAAUAUUUUGUCAGCUCAGCUGAAGCACAAAAAAGAGGAGUUGCAUUUUUCAAAAAGCCUAUAGAAUUUCUCCAAACACAGCUUGACUCAUUAAGAACAACCAAUAGGUAUCAGUAUCUGGUUCUGUUGUUGGUGAUGUUUGGACAGGGAACUCUGAACGCUGACUGCUUAAACCCUUUUAAAAGUGAUGAAUCAGUCAUCACCUUAAUUAAACAGCUAAAAGAUGUCUGUGGAAUCAAUACCGAUGUUUCAGUAGGACAGAUAAAAGAAUCUGCUAAUUCAUUGUGUGGGUUGUACCUGCUCUACAGUGAUGUUUACAAAGUAUAUUGUUUCAUUCACCAGUCAGUGUUUGACACACUGUUUCUACAGUUUUCAUCAGAGUUUCUUGAGAAAGGUAUUGAAAUUUGUCCGGUAAGAAUGUUAUUAGAGUACGUUAUCACACCGGAUGUGCCAGUGAAAGGCGAUAUUGUGGUCAUUGUACAAAGAAAUAAUUACAGGUUUCUUGCUGAACGAUUUACAAAACUGUUAAAAUCAGACUCUGCCAAAGAAAUUCUUUGUCACCAGUCAUUUCAGGAUGAAUUAUUUGUGAUGUAUUUAGUAAAGGAUUUCUGGAAUUCUGUUGUGCCAAUGGAUAUUUUGACUCGAAAAUUUAAUUAUGGAAUUAUUAUCAAUACUUUAUAUGCAGGUGAAUUUGCGUUCAGUAAUGUGAAGUGGACUAGAGGUCAGAUACAUGAAUCAAUAAUACUGUGGGCAUUUCAGACGUCAGUACCAAGUAGAGCUGUCAUGCAGAACUUAAAACUUUUAUUAGACUAUUUCACACCCAGUCUGCAGAGAAUUGAUAUUUCUAAAGAGCAACAGCAGGAGUUACUGUUAAACUCAUGCCUUAUGGGCAACAGAAAGAUGGCUGAAAUGCUGCUCAACUAUGGCACUGUUCCUACACUGACUACAUUGACUGCAGCUGCAGCAUCACCUACCGAUGACGAUGAACUGUUUGAAAAGCUGUUGACUUUUUUACAUGUAAAAAAUGUGGAUGAUCUUGGACCUAAGUUAUUAAUAUCAAUUGAAAAGCGAAAUUUUAAAAUAUCCAGUCUGUUGAUUAACAAAAUGAGUGAAUGGCCGGACUGUUACUUAUUUUUUGAACAAGCUGUCGAAAUGUUGUUGAAUAAAUGUUACAGCCAAUUCUGCAAGUUCCACAGUAAUUCGCAAACUGAAGCAGAGAUUCUAUUUGAAAAGUUGCACAUGUACCUAAACACUAACGACUAUGAUAUUGCAGUUCAACUAGCAGCUUAUCACUGUAGUGCAGGUAUUCUGAAAAAGAUUGUUCACAUGAAAUCAGAGUGUCUGAAGGGAAGUAUAAAGCCUCUUCAUAUUGCGUUGGAACAAGGCUGUGUCGAUUCGGUUGCUUUUUUGAUUGACCAUUAUACAAACAUAGAUAUGCAGGAAGCAUUGAAAAAAGCAUUACAUAACUCUUCUGGUGUGGUUUCUUAUCUGCUGGAGAGAGGAGCUGACGCCAACUUUCUUGAUGCUCAGAACAACUCCCCUUUACAUUUUGCUGUUAAAUUAGAUACGUUUCACAACGUAAAAACAUUACUUGAAAAUGGAGCAAACGUGAAUGUGAAAAAUAACAUGGGAAACACGCUACUUCAUGAUCUACCAUAUAGGCGAGCUGAUGGUGCAGUGAAAUUGUUAAGAUAUUUAAAAGAAUAUGGAUUGGACUGUGAUGUAAACACCUCAAAUGAAAGGGGCAUGACUCCACUUCACAUAGCAGUAGGAUGUUAUAGUAUUGUAGCUGUGAACGAAUUAGUUUCAAAUGGAGCCAGUGUGGAUGUGGAAGAUGCAGAUGGCAAUACUCCACUUCAUAAAGCAGCACAUGAAGCAGCACAUUAUCAUUCAUCUAAAUUGUUGUCUUGUCUAGUGCAAAAUGGAUCUAAAGUAAAUGCUAAAAAUAAACUUGGCAGGACACCAUUAAUGGAAUGCUGCACACCUGGUUAUUCGAUAUUUAGAUUUAUGCAUGAACUGCCAGAGUCCUGUGACUCUUUGAAAGUACUGCUUAAACAUGGAGCAAACCUAAAUGAUACUGAUGAUUGCUUGAAUACAGCACUUCACUAUGCUGUGAAUUAUCUAAUCAAAAAAGGAGCCAAGGUAAAUGCAACAAACAACAAUGGCAGGACGCCACUUCAUUUGGCUGUCAUUCCCGUUAUGUUUGUUUAUAAAAAUGAUUUAAGUGGUUCGAAUAAGGACUGUUUAAAGUUCGUCCAAUUACUACAUGAAAAAGAAGCUGAUCUGAAUGCUACAGAUAUAUUUGGUAACACUGCACUUCACAUUGCUGCAGAAAGUAAUUCGCUUCAAUGUGUACAGUAUCUAACAGAACAGGGACUGGAUGUGAACUUGCAGAACAAAACUGGUAAGACAGGACUUCAUUUAGCAGCAGAAUGUGACUACUCGGAUGUAAUUUCAUAUCUGCUACAGAAGCGAGCUGAUCCUAAUUUGCGGGAUUCAGACGGGAACACACCUCUCACCAUUGCAGAAACAUUUGGUGCAGUAGAGUCCAUGAGAACAUUGACUAUAUAUUCAAUCAAACUGCAGAAGAUGAAUCUUAUGACAUUCCAUUUGACCUCACAGAAAGUGAAUCAACUUCAUGUGGAACCAGUCUAACUGCAAAAGAUGAAUCUUAUGACAUUCUAUUUGACCUCACAGAAAGUGAAUCAACUUCAUGUGGAACCAGUCUAACUGCAGCAGAUGAAUCUUGUCAUAUUUUAUGACCUAACAGAAAGUGGAUCCGAUAUACUUGUGUAUGCUUUUGAUAUGUUUGAAAUUUCUCUACUUCAUAAUGCUGCAUAUAUGUAGAUGUUACUUUGCCCAAUCUUUGUUCUGUCCAGGAGAGUAAGGAAACCAAUGCUAAACUGUUUUCAUAUAAAGGCUCAGCAUAAAUAUUACUUGUUUCCUGUUGCUUAAUGAACCCUAAUUUUAACCUGAUCUGUUUGUGACCAUUGACUGAUAUUAUGUUUACAUUUAUCGGCAAGUGAUUUUUGAUACUGUUCUUUCAUUAGUGGAAGACAAAACUAUAGUUUUUUCUUUGUCACCCGUAGAUGUGUUGUGCAAAAAAAAUGUUUGGUAGAAAAUGAUGUUGUUUUCAUAAACAAAUAUUAUGAUGC
Messenger RNA from Gigantopelta aegis, 3918 nucleotides. RefSeq lists its product as uncharacterized. Bases 155 to 3418 code for a protein of 1087 amino acids. The record is from RefSeq and is a predicted model, not a curated record. Gene Ontology annotation, molecular function: protein binding. The transcript has 2 exons. NCBI's taxonomy places the organism in Eukaryota, Metazoa, Mollusca, Gastropoda, Neomphalida, Peltospiridae.